CUUCAAGAACUCUCGAAACUCCCCGAAUCCUCUGCAACUCUCUUUGCUCGCGUCACCUCACCGUCGUCUCCGCCGCCGCAAAAUGGCGGCGACGUGCCCGGAAGCCACUGACCUCACCGCCUCUUCCUACACGCAGCCGCCGGGGGAGCAGCAGCAGCAGCGGCGGCGGCAAGAUCAAUCGCUGGACACCUUCUCGUUCGCUCCGGUGAGCCUCCAAAGACUCCCCCACCUCGCCGACUACCUCCCGGACCUCCGGACUCUGCCCAACCCGCUCGACAGCAACCACUUCUUCCAUCCGGUGGACGGCUUCUACGUCUCCCCCGGCGACGUCAUCCUCCGUCAGAUCGUCUAUGAUCUCUCCGGUAUGUUCCCUCCGCCGGCGCCACACCUGGCCUACCACAGGGCAGGCCCGCGCGAGCGCGUGUUCUUCGAGCCCUCUGAAGUACGGGCGGCCAUCGUCACAUGCGGAGGGCUGUGCCCGGGGCUGAACACGGUGAUCAGAGAGCUUGUGGUGGGGCUGUGGGAGUUGUAUGACGUUCGCGAGAUAUAUGGGAUUACGGCAGGGUACAGAGGGUUUUACUCAAGGGAGCCAGUGAAGUUGAGUCCCAAGAUGGUGCACGGGUGGCACAAGAUGGGCGGCACAGCCCUCGAGACAUCAAGGGGUGGCUUUGAUCUCGAAAAGAUUGUCAAUGCUAUUGAAGAGAAGGGGUUUAAUCAGGUAUACAUCAUUGGCGGCGAUGGCACAAUGAGGGGCGCAGUAAAGAUAUUUGAGGAAAUAAGUCGCCGAAAAUUAAAAAUUACAGUAGUUGGAAUUCCCAAAACUGUUGAUAACGACAUUGGCAUUAUUGAUAGAUCAUUUGGCUUCCAGACGGCGGUCGAAAUGGCGCAACAAGCAAUCAAUGCUGCGCAUGUGGAGGCUGAAAGUGCAGUUAAUGGAAUUGGGCUAGUGAAACUGAUGGGACGAAGCACGGGCCACAUUGCUCUUCAUGCAACGCUCAGUAAUCGUGAUGUCGACUGCUGCUUGAUUCCUGAAGUCGAGUUCUUCUUGGAAGGGAAAGGAGGACUGCUUGAGUUUCUUGACUGGAGAUUGAAAGAGAAUGGGCAUGCAGUGCUGGUGGUUGCUGAGGGCGCAGGACAGGAUCUUAUACCGCGAACUGCAUCACAGAAGGAAGAGCGGGAUGAAUCAGGAAAUCUCGUGUUCUUGGAUGUCGGUGGGUGGUUGAAGUCAGAGCUGAAGAAAUGGUGGGACCGGGAUCACCCGAACGAGCUGUUCACAGUCAAGUACAUCGAUCCUACUUAUAUGAUCCGGGCAGUCCCGGCGAAUGCCACAGACAAUCUGUACUGCACUCUUUUGGCUCACUCAGCUAUUCACGGAGUCAUGGCAGGUUAUACUGGCUUCGUCUGUGGUCCUAUUAACGGCAACUACGCGUAUAUACCUCUCGACGAGGUGGCCAAGGCCAAGAAUGAGGUCAACACGCAGGACCAUAAAUGGGCAUGGGUCAGGUCGGUAACCAAUCAGCCCGAUUUUUUGAGGAGCUAGAUGUCUAAUACCAAAUUUUGCGGCGCUUUUCAUAUGAGCAUCCUAUGGUACCAUCAGCUUCACAUCCCUGGGAUUCGGAAUGCUGUAGUUGCCUGAUGGUAGUAAAUAAAGCGCUGAUUGAUGUGCUUUUGAAUCACUGGAACUGCACAUAUUUUUUACUAGAACAAGAACUUGGAAACGCAAAUUAGCUGAUAUAUCUUUUAUGUUUUUCAAUACUGUCUUACAUUUGAUGGUUAUGAAAUUGAUGUCGGUCAUUGAUUUUCCCUC
Syzygium oleosum is the source of this 1807-nucleotide messenger RNA. RefSeq names its product ATP-dependent 6-phosphofructokinase 2. Lineage: Eukaryota; Viridiplantae; Streptophyta; Magnoliopsida; Myrtales; Myrtaceae. Bases 83 to 1540 code for a protein of 485 amino acids. Gene Ontology annotation, biological process: fructose 6-phosphate metabolic process; glycolytic process. The record is from RefSeq and is a predicted model, not a curated record. The transcript has 3 exons. Gene Ontology annotation, molecular function: ATP binding; 6-phosphofructokinase activity. Gene Ontology annotation, cellular component: cytoplasm.